Ochlerotatus camptorhynchus is the source of this 2770-nucleotide messenger RNA. RefSeq names its product pre-mRNA processing factor 40 (gene Prp40). Gene Ontology annotation, molecular function: protein binding; RNA binding. NCBI's taxonomy places the organism in Eukaryota, Metazoa, Arthropoda, Insecta, Diptera, Culicidae. Bases 96 to 2582 code for a protein of 828 amino acids. Gene Ontology annotation, cellular component: U2-type prespliceosome; U1 snRNP. The transcript is spliced from 3 exons. Gene Ontology annotation, biological process: mRNA cis splicing, via spliceosome. The record is from RefSeq and is a predicted model, not a curated record.
GCUUGCGGUGAAAUAGUGAAAAAAAAUCGACGCGGUUUCAGAGCGACGCGAUUUUUCGGAAAAUUUCGGCCAAAAUUGGCUUAGUUUGAUCCAUAAUGUCGGUUCCGCCGGUUGCCGGCAUGCAGCCCUUUCCGGCGAUGGUACCCUUUAGUGUUCCACCUCCCGGAUUCGGUGCUCCUGUUGGUGCCACGACUGCUACUGCAGCAGAUCCUUCAACCAUUCCGAUGAUCCCGCUGGUUGGUGGGUCGCUGAUGAGUGAGUGGACCGAACACAAGGCACCCGACGGGCGAAUUUACUACUACAACAGUGUCACCAAGCAGAGCCUGUGGGAGAAGCCGGACGAGCUGAAAUCUCCGAAUGAGAAACUACUUUCACAGUGUCCCUGGAAGGAGUACCGGUCGGAUCAAGGUAAAGUGUACUAUCACAACAUCAACACCAAGGAAUCCCAAUGGGUAGCACCGCCGGAGUAUUUGGAAUUGAAGGAAAAAGUUGACGCGGAGAAGGUGGCAGCUGAUGCGGCGAAAGCAGCUGCCCUGAAGACUGUUGCCGCGGCGGGUGGAAUACCGAUGAUGAUACCUCCGGUAGUGAUGCCGGUCAUGUCCCCUGCGAUAGCGGCCAGUGAAUCACUUACUUCAAUAACAUCGCUAGCCGGAGUCACUCCCGGUUCGGCGGAAAAUUCAUCGUCCGCUUUGGAUCAGGCGAUGGCUGCAACGUUAGCAGCUAUCGAAGUUCCCGAAGAUCCGGAACCGAAGAAGGAGGAAGAGGAGGAAGAAAAACCACCAGUGGAGGAGGAACCCGUAAUCGAGUUUAAAGAUAAGAAAGAGGCCAUUGAAGCGUUCAAGGAAUUCCUGAAGGAAAAGAACAUCCCAUCCAGUGCGAACUGGGAACAGUGUGUGAAGAUUGUUCAGAAGGAUCCCAAGUUUAACGUGUUCAAGAAGCUGCAGGAAAAGAAACAAGCAUUUAAUGCGUACAAAACGCAAAAACAGAAGGACGAAAAGGAGGAGCAACGCCUAAAGGUUAAAAAGUCCAAAGAGGAACUGGAGAAGUUCCUCAUGUCGUCGGAUAAAAUGAACUCCACCUUGAAGUACUAUCGUUGUGACGAAAUGUUCGCCAAUUUGGAUGUUUGGAAGACGGUUCCGGAGCAGGAUCGUCGGGACAUUUACGAGGAUUGUAUAUUCAACCUGUCGAAACGGGAAAAGGAAGAGGCGAGAGUUCUCAAGAAACGAAACAUGCGUGUUCUUGGGGAACUUUUGGAAGCGAUGACCACGGUCACUUAUCAAACGACAUGGUCCGAGGCGCAAGUGAUGCUUCUAGAGAAUAGCUCGUUUAAGAACGAUGUGAAUUUGCUGGGCAUGGACAAGGAAGACGCGUUGAUAGUAUUUGAAGAGCACAUUCGUACCUUGGAACGUGAGGAGGACGAAGAGAAGGAGCGUGAAAAGAAGCGCAUGAAACGGCAACAGCGUAAGAAUCGGGAUCAAUUCCUUGCUCUGUUGGACACUUUGCACGAAGAAGGCAAACUUACAUCGAUGUCGCUUUGGGUCGAGCUUUACCCCAUCAUCUCAGCAGAUUUGCGUUUCUCCGCCAUGCUCGGACAGAUAGGUUCUACUCCGUUGGAUCUUUUCAAAUUUUACGUGGAAAAUCUGAAAGCACGCUUCCACGAUGAGAAGAAAAUAAUCAAAGAAAUUCUUAAGGAGAAAGAAUUUGUGGUUCAGUCGAUAACGACUUUCGAGGAUUUCGCUACGGUGGUAUGCGAGGACAAGCGAUCUGCCACUUUAGAUGCCGGUAACGUCAAGCUGACCUACAACUCCCUGCUGGAGAAAGCGGAAGCAGCCGAGAAGGAGCGGCUGAAGGAAGAAACUCGUCGCAUUCGGAAGAUGGAGAACGAGCUAAAGGGAGUUUGGAUUGAAGCUGGCCUCUCAGCGGUCGACAGCUGGGAGACGGCUCAGAAGUUGGUCAUCGAUCUAGAGGUAUUCGAUUUGUACGAGAAGGAAGACAAGGUAGAACGAUUGUGGGAGGAGUUCAUUAAGGAGGCGGAAGACUCUUGCAGUCAUCACCAUUCGCGUUCGAAAAAAUCCAAGAAGAACCGGAAGCACAAAAAGAAGUCCCGCUCGUCAUCGAAAUCGGAAUCCGAAGCAUCGGAACCGGAGUACGAGAAACCCUCUAAGAAGAAGCGCAAGUCCCGAUCCCGGUCACGCUCCAAGUCCUCGGAAUCCGAAAGCGACGAACAAAGCGAACGCGAACGGAAGCGCAAGAAGAAAAAGAAGCACCGGAAGCAUUCGCGGUCUCCGUCGUACGACGAGAAUGCCGCUCUGGAGACGAAGAACGGUGGUGGUGGCUCUCCUUCGCGAUCUCCUUCGCCGGAAGUCGAGCGGAAGAAGAAAAAGAAAGACAAAAAGAAGAAGGACAAGCGUCGUUCCCGCUCGGUUAGCAGCGGUAAGCAUCGAUCGCCGGAGAAUGGUGGUUCCGGUCGCAAUGGGGGUGGCUCACCCAAAAUUUCCGACGAUGCUGCCCUGUCCGAGUCGGAGCUGGAAUCGCAACGGGCUGCCCUGCUCGCACAGCUGAACGAACAGAUGGACGAGUGAUCCCUGUUGAAUCCGGUCGGUGUGCAGCUGGCCGGAAGUGGCAGAGGACGAAAGUAAUAAUUUAAUUGUAUCAUUCGUGUGGAGUUCAGAAUGUGCUGCUGUAGCAAACAGUAACAAGUAAGUGUGUCUCUUUGAUCCUAGCCAAUAGAAGGGAAUUGCGAUUAGAAGGAUAUUUUAUCGAUAAGGAA